This is a messenger RNA of Manihot esculenta (cassava), 832 nucleotides long. Its product is annotated as succinate dehydrogenase subunit 6, mitochondrial. NCBI's taxonomy places the organism in Eukaryota, Viridiplantae, Streptophyta, Magnoliopsida, Malpighiales, Euphorbiaceae. Bases 184 to 624 code for a protein of 146 amino acids. The record is from RefSeq and is a predicted model, not a curated record. The transcript is spliced from 3 exons.
GAGAAUAGGGUUUAAAUGAACACUGUACUUUUAUUAACCAAUUAAAAUUAAUGAAACGUGGCUUCUUCUCUCUGUAAUUUUCAAUAUUAUAAGCCAUAAUAGUCGCAGACGAGCAUAUCGAGGGAGAGACGAGGCUGUGAUUUUGAUUCUUCAAGUCUUCGAUUGAAGGAGAAAGAGGAGAAGAUGGCAGGUGAUUCACAGUCAUUUUUUAGGAAGCACUGGGAAGGUUACAAGGAGUUUUGGGGUGAAAGAUUUUCCUUUCUCGACAAUUAUUCAAGGUUUAUCAAGCGCGAUAAGCCUCUUCCUUCUUGGUCUGCUUCUGAUGUUGAAGAGUUUAUUGCUUCAGAUCCUGUUCAUGGCCCCACUCUGAAGACUGCUAGGGAAGCAGCGCAGUUUGGUCUUACAGGAAGUAUUAUCGGAGCAGUAUCAACUGCUGGAGUUGCCUGGAAAUAUUCAAGGAGUUUACAUGGUGCUGGGCUGUCCUUUCUUGCUGGAGGUGUUUUUGGUUGGACCUUUGGACAGGAAAUUGCAAAUCACUGGAUGCAACUCUACAGGUUGGACACCAUGGCUGCACAAGUUAAGUUCAUGGAGUGGUGGGAGAAUAAAUGUGAUGGGCGGUCGUAAGUUUGCAGGUCGUCGAAUGUAGUUUUAUGAUGUCUGUUCCCCUUGUCAACAAUAAUAAUUAAAUGUCCCAUGUUAAAUAUGUAAUGGUGGUUUGCCUUACUUCUGUUUGAUGGAAUUCUGAAAAAUUUUGAUGGGAUGCACAUUCAAAUUUCCUUUCAUGGAAUGGAAACCGGUGAUAAUGCAGUUUGUUAGCAGUUUAUUUUGUUCA